AUGGAUUCUCUUCCUGGCGAAGGAUUCGAGUCAAACGCAACAGAUAAUCCCGCACCAAUUUCGGCUCGUGACUCCCGUCUUAGGGAACAUGCCAUGGCCUAUGAAGAAGAUUUUCCACCAUUGAAGAUUACCAUAAAAGCCGGGAUGGUCGCAAUGCUUACAGAACCGGUAUUCAGCAACAUUAGUGUGCCGUUAGGAGCAAAAAUUGUGGUGAAAGAAAUGAAUCCAUUGUUUGUGACGGGAACAGUUAUUGGAAAUGGUCAGGAUGGACAAAAGAUACUGGUCCCAAAGGUGGUUCGGUACUACUCAAAUCCAGAAUACAUGCAAGUUCCAUUCUCCUGGUCUCAAUUUCCGUUACGUGCGGCCUUUGCGGUUUCUGUUGGAAGCGAGGUGUCCAAUAUGCUAUCUCGGGCAGGAUUGUUGGUACCAGCUGCCAACACCGAGGGCAGAUCAGAUGGUGACUGGGGACUCGAGGCAGCUCUGGCACGUGGAUGUAUGAUCAAGGAGUCAGAACUAUUGAUUGCUGAAUACAAGGAAUAA
This is a messenger RNA of Puccinia triticina, 540 nucleotides long. RefSeq lists its product as uncharacterized. Bases 1 to 540 code for a protein of 179 amino acids. The record is from RefSeq and is a predicted model, not a curated record. Lineage: Eukaryota; Fungi; Basidiomycota; Pucciniomycetes; Pucciniales; Pucciniaceae. The transcript has a single exon.